AUUUAGAAAUAAAGUGUUAAAAUUCUCGUUAGUAAAUUAAAAUGUACCAUUUAUGUGUUUAAUAAUUUGCGUGAAGUUCAUUGAACUGAGAGACUUUAACAAUUUCGAUGGCGAGAGAAGUAGUAAUUGGUUACGUACAUGUGACCCUUGUUGUGCUUUUGGUGUUUGGUUUCGUAUCUGGUGAUGAGUACACUCCGAGCCCGAAUAUCGGGUCCCCAGCAGGAUUGGUACCUAAUUGUCCAGGUGUUCUAAAGAAUGCAACGAUCAGUCAAAAGAAACUCCAAAUGUUGAGGAUAUUGGUACACAAAGUGAUUAAUGGUAAAGUUCAUAGAACAGACUAUCCUAUCGCAGGAGCAGCGAAGUCACUAGCCAAAGAUAAAUUAGUAGAUUUUAAAAACAAAAAGACCGUGUUCUACAUUGGUGGCUUCUUUGACAGUGCUUACUUUCCGUUCAGCCAAGCGAUAGGCACUGUCUACUCGAAACGUGGUUACAACGUGUUAUUGUCAGAAACCUUUCAGUUCCUCACUUAUAUAUAUCCCAAAUCAGUAAGACUGUCAAAAGUGAUCGGCGAUAAGAUUGGUGAGUUACUAGUCAAUUUGGAAAAUCUAGGUUUGAAGGCGGAUAAUUUAGAAAUUGUUGGUAUGAGUAUUGGAGCUCACAUAGCUGGUUAUGCAUCUAAAUAUUACUAUAGCGCAACUGGUAAAAAACCAUCGAGAUUAACCGGUUUAGAUCCAGCUGGUCCUUGCUUUAGAGGAUUACCUCCUGAUUUGAGACUGCGUAAAACAGAUGCUGAAAGAGUUGAUAUAUUACAUACCAAUAUUGAUGGAUUUGGUAUAGCUGAAAAUCUAGGACAUGUAGAUUUUUAUGUCAACGGCGGAGAAUACCAACCCGGUGAUAUAGUAGCGGUUCCCUGUUUAGUUAUUUGCAGUCAUAUAAGAUCUGCUAUAUAUUGGUGGCUAGCUGUUCAAAAUCCGAAGAAAUUUAUAGCAAUUAAAUGUGAUUCUAUCCAAGAUGCUAGGUUUGCUAAAUGUUAUAAUGGAUCGGAGACAAAUUAUGUCGGUUUGGAGACUAAAUUUGAUAGACCUGGGUUAUAUUAUCUACCUACUUAUAACGAAUUCCCGUAUUAUAGAGCAAAGGAAGGAUUGGAUGAAGAGAACGAAAUUUAUAAGUAUCAUGCUGCAAGAGUCAAUGCGGAAGAUUUGUUUAUAGUUUAAGAGACAUUUAGAAUACAAUAAUAUAACCUAUUUCAAGUCUUAACAGUAGUAGACGCCAACAAUAUCUGUUGCACUCUGUUUGCCCGCUGCAAUGGGACGACCAAGGGUUAAGGUUAAGGUUUGGAUGAAGUGGAAAUAUAUUUCACGGAGGAGGGGAUUCAUAGGAAGUGGAAUUAUCCUCUUCAUCCGCAUCUCUUGGAUAUUUCGGCGAAUUCAAGUGGUCCCUUGUAUUUUUGACACCUCAUAAUGAAAGAAGGGAGAGAAUUUUGAGAGAGCCUUUUUGUUAAAAUUGAGAGACCUUUUAUUUUUGGUUUCGCAUAUGUUUUUAAGGACAUCGUAUGUACAGUGUAUGCAAUAAAAUGUAAUAGUAUACUAAGUAAUGUAGUUAUUUUAUCUGUGAUUUAUAUUUUAAUUUUAAAACGAGUUUCACUGCUGAAACAAUUGUGGAAAAAACAUAUAAUUAUCUCUGUUUUGCAAAGAUAAUUAGACGGAUGACAAUUUGUAUUUUAUAAAGAUUUUAUGCAGUGGAAACUCAUAGUAAGA
Molecule: messenger RNA, 1757 nt
Organism: Papilio machaon (common yellow swallowtail)
Lineage: Eukaryota; Metazoa; Arthropoda; Insecta; Lepidoptera; Papilionidae
Product: lipase member H-B
Exons: 5
Coding region: 108-1214 (368 amino acids)
Molecular function (GO): lipase activity
Source: RefSeq, a predicted model, not a curated record